Rhipicephalus sanguineus (brown dog tick) is the source of this 2424-nucleotide messenger RNA. RefSeq names its product nuclear pore complex protein DDB_G0274915-like. The record is from RefSeq and is a predicted model, not a curated record. The transcript has a single exon. The coding region runs from base 1 to 2424 and encodes 807 amino acids. Lineage: Eukaryota; Metazoa; Arthropoda; Arachnida; Ixodida; Ixodidae.
AUGGACGUGCGCGGUGGCACGAGUGAGAAUGACGAAUCCAAGGGCAAGCCCGAUGGCAAGACCAAGGGGAAGCCCAAGGAAAAUGAUGGUGCUACCAAGGAGGAGGACGCCGCUGCGUCAGGGCAACAGAAGCCUGUGCCUAAUGGAUCCUUCGGCGUGACCGGCAAUGCAGUCGUCACCCCGGCAUUCAAGGCUGCCCACCAAGACGUCAUGGCGCUGCACUCUGGGUCAGCGAAUCCUUCUGCAGCCGCUCCAAGCAAGAACAGCCAGGUGAACUGGAGUGAGGUGACGCUUACGCCAUCAUCACCUAUGACAACGGCUAAGCCACAUACUUUCGGCUGCCCUAUCGACGAUGUUGGGAAACCCUCCGGCUUUACCUUCAGUGCGAACUUGUCGGUCACAGGUAGCCAGGUGAACAAGAGUGCGGCAGGCUCCUCCACCGCAUCAGCCAUGGCGACGCCCUCGACAUUUAGUUUCGGCAGUGCUCAAUCUCCUGGCUUUAGCUUCGGUGAGAACCCAUCGGUCACAGGCAGCCAGGUGAACCAGAGUGCGGCAGGCUCCUCCACCGCAUCAGCCAUGGCGACGCCCUCGACCUUUAGUUUCGGCAGUGCUCAAUCUCCCGGCUUUAGCUUCGGUGAGAACCCGUCGAUCACAGGCAGAUCUUCCGGCUUUAGCUUUGGUGCAGACCUGUCGGUCACAGGCAGCCAGGUGAACAAGAGUGCGGCAGGCUGCUUCACCGCACGGGCCAUGGCGACACCCUCGACAUUUAGUUUCGGCAGUGCUCGACCUCCCGGCUUUAGCUUCGGUGAGAACCCAUUGGUCACAUGCAGCCAGGUGAACCAGAGUGCGGCAGGCUGCUUCACCGCACCGGCCAUGGCGACACCUUCGACAUUUAGUUUCGACAGUGCUAGACCUCCCGGCUUUAGCUUUGGUGCAAACCUAUCGGUCACAGGCAGCCAGGUGAACAAGAGUGCGGCAGGCUGCUUCACCGCACCGGCCAUGGCGACGCCCUCGACAUUUAGUUUCGGCAGUGCUCGACCUCCCGGCUUUAGCUUUGGUGCAAACCCGUCGGUCACAGGCAGCCAGGUGAACAAGAGUGCGGCAGGCUGCUUCACCGCACCGGCCAUGGCGACACCUUCGACAUUUAGUUUCGACAGUGCUAGACCUCCCGGCUUUAGCUUUGGUGCAAACCCAUCGGUCACAGGCAGCCAGGUGAACAAGAGUGCGGCAGGCUGCUUCACCGCACCGGCCAUGGCGACGCCCUCGACAUUUAGUUUCGGCAGUGCUCGACCUCCCGGCUUUAGCUUUGGUGCAAACCCGUCGGUCACAGGCAGCCAGGUGAACAAGAGUUCGGCAGGCUGCUUCACCGCACCGGCCAUGGCGACGCCCUCGACAUUUAGUUUCGGCAGUGCUCGACCUCCCGGCUUUAGCUUUGGUGCAAACCCAUCGGUCACAGGCAGCCAGGUAAACAAGAGUGCGGCAGGCUGCUUCACCGCACCGGCCAUGGCGACGCCCUCGACGUUUAGUUUCGGCAGUGCUCAACCUCCCGGCUUUAGCUUUGGUGCAAACCCAUCGGUCACAGGCAGCCAGGUGAACAAGAGUGCGGCAGGCUGCUUCACCGCACCGGCCAUGGCGACACCUUCGACAUUUAGUUUCGACAGUGCUAGACCUCCCGGCUUUAGCUUUGGUGCAAACCCAUCGGUCACAGGCAGCCAGGUGAACAAGAGUGCGGCAGGCUGCUUCACCGCACCGGCCAUGGCGACGCCCUCGACAUUUAGUUUCGGCAGUGCUCGACCUCCCGGCUUUAGCUUUGGUGCAAACCCAUCGGUCACAGGCAGCCAGGUAAACAAGAGUGCGGCAGGCUGCUUCACCGCACCGGCCAUGGCGACGCCCUCGACGUUUAGUUUCGGCAGUGCUCAACCUCCCGGCUUUAGCUUUGGUGCAAACCCGUCGGUCACAGGCAGCCAGGUGUACCAGAGUGCGGCACGCUGCUCCACCGCACCGGCCAUGGCUACGCCCUCGACAUUUAGUUUCAGCAGUGCUCGAUCUCCCUGCUUUAGCUUCGGUGAGAACCCGUCGAACACAGGCACAUCUUCCGGCUUUAGCUUCGGGGCGAACCCUUCGACCUCAGGCAGACAGGUGAACCAGAGUGACGUGGCCCGGCCCCUUUCGUUACCCAGCGAAAACGGUUUGCCAUCGGUUUUCGCCAAUGGUCACCCCUAUGUUCCAGGUUUCAACUUCGCUGCCAGCCACUGGGACACAGUGCAAGUCAUCCCGAUUCACGCUUCCGGACCGGUCAAUAUAAUUGUCGAAGCUGAGGCGCAAAAGAUUGCCGAUAAUGGAAAGAAAAAGCAAAAGAGGAGGAAGAAAAAGCAGGGGGUGGUUAAGCCCAGCAAGCAUGUAAAAGAUGACCCCUACUCUUAA